Prunus persica (peach) is the source of this 1621-nucleotide messenger RNA. RefSeq names its product gibberellin 3-beta-dioxygenase 1-like. The record is from RefSeq and is a predicted model, not a curated record. The transcript has a single exon. Lineage: Eukaryota; Viridiplantae; Streptophyta; Magnoliopsida; Rosales; Rosaceae. Gene Ontology annotation, biological process: response to light stimulus; gibberellin biosynthetic process. Gene Ontology annotation, molecular function: gibberellin 3-beta-dioxygenase activity. The coding region runs from base 750 to 1322 and encodes 190 amino acids.
UAUGGGUGAUCUAGAAACUUGGCUUCCAAUACGCUAGUUUUGUACUGGUUCAUGAUCCAUAUAAAUAGGCUUUGCCCUUCACUUCACGUAGGCCUUUUUCGCUCAUGAAUCACCAUCCAACCCAUACACUAGAAUCUAGAUUUUGACCCAAUAAAAAUAAAUAUAUUUUUAUAUUUACAUGUUUGGGUUUGUGCUUAAACAUUUUUUUCUUUUUCUAUUUUCCUUUUUUUUUUCACUUCCUUAGAAAGUUAUGUUUGCUUUGGAUACGCAUGACAAAUAAAUAUGGUCGUUGUUUUUGAUGAUUUGAAUUGAAGACCGAAGUCGACAUCAAAGUGAAUUUAAAAAUUGAGUUCAAUUAAAUUCAACAUAAAAAGACAUAGAACCCACUAGAGUCAUUAAACUCACGAAAGACAUAAAGUUCACAAAACACAACAGAGACUUGAAAAACCCUAAGAUAAAGAACAGGGAAAUGCUACACCACUCAAAACCCACGAGCGACGCCAUCAAUGCAAGACCACAACCCCCGAAGAGAAAACGAUAACCAAAGCUACAAAUAGAAAAUGGUGGUAAAUAUGAUUGUUGUCUGAAUCUUAAUCCUAUAUUUGUCCGUAUAUAUUUGUCGGAAUCUCAAUGUACUUAAUGUACUUAAUUAAUGGUUCAGAUUGAAAACAACGUAUUUGUCGGUAUAUCUGUGUCCUACUUAUUAAACCAAAUCCAUAUCCUGAUCUUACUGGUGAUGCAGUAAUGUAAUGGAAGAGUACCAAAUGGAGAUGAAGGGACUUGCUGCAAAACUGAUAGAGCUCAUGCUUCGAUCAUUGGGCUUGAACAAUGAAGAUGUCAAAUGGCUCAGACAUCCUCGGUCCUUGCUUCAACUCAACUCAUACCCCGUCUGCCCAGACCCGACCCGGGCCAUGGGCCUAGCCCCUCACACAGACUCCUCAUUGCUCACUUUGCUAUACCAGACCACUACAGGCGGCCUGCAAGUCCUUGUGGACGGGGUUUCGUGGGCGCCGGUGUACCCAACUGCCGGUGCGCUGGUUGUCAACGUCGGGGAUUUAAUGCACAUACUAUCCAACGGAUGUUUCAAGAGUGUAGUCCAUCGUGCCAUUGUCAACAAAGUGCACCAUCGCAUCUCCAUCGCAUACUUCUACGGCCCACCAUGGGAUGUGAAGAUAUCGCCGUUGAUGAAAUUGAUCGAUCACAAUCAUCCACCUCUCUAUCAGCCGGUAACUUGGAAGGAGUACCUUGGUUACAAGGCAACGCACUUCAACAAGGCGCUUGAACUCAUCCGGAAUGAUGGAGGAGAAAUACAAGCCAACUAGCUAGCAUUCAUCUUUGAUUUCAACUCAUCUUUGGUUUGGCUGAUUGUACAUGUAAUUUGUAAAAUGAAAUGGUUGAUUAGGUAAAAUAAAACAUUCGGCUAUCUUUAAGACUGCCUUCAUAUACGUUUCGUCUAGCAAAAUAUCAUUUACAUUAUAAGCCCCUGUGAGUUGAAAGAGAUCCUUUUGAUCAAGUUUGACAUCGUUAGGCUGGUUGGCCUUGGUCUUGGUCCAACAAAAUUCUUCUAUGGGUUAACUGGGGCUGGGUUAAAAUCUAAAACCCUUUUACCAUACGCUAAAAA